AUGGAGAAUUUUGCGUCUCACCAUGGCCAGUUGCACUCUGCUGUGACCAGGAUCCAAGUUCAAAGACCUGGUUUCAAUUACACGUUUGCCCAUAUAUGUAUCCUGAACAAUGACAAGACAUGCAUAGUGGACGACAUAGUGCAUGUACUGGAGGAAUUAAAGGCCGCUCGUUCUUCUAAUCGAACUAAUUUUGCAAUCACUUACCCGAUUACUCACUUAAAGGAUGGCAGGGAAGUGUAUAAUGGGCAUCAGCUUGGUGGGGUUACUGUGCACAGCAAAGACCGGGUGAAGUCUGCAGAAGCCAUUCAGCUCACCUACUACUUGCAGGCAAUCAACUCCUUGAAUGACAUGGUGGCAGAAAAGUGGGAAUCCAUUUUUUGUGACACUGUUGAACUUUUCCAGAAAUCCAACAGGAAAGUGAAAAUGUACCCUUUCACUUCUUCUUCGCUGAAGGAGGAUUUCCAGAAGACAAGCAGGGUGUCAGAACGCUACCUGAUCACAAGCUUGGUCCUUGUGGUCACCUUGGCCAUUCUCUGCUGCUCCAUGCAGGAUUGUGUCCGCAGCAAACCCUGGCUUGGCCUGCUGGGAUUGCUGACCGUGACCCUUGCCACCCUGACUGCCGCUGGGAUCAUCAAUCUCACCGGCGGGAAAUACAAUUCCACCUUCCUGGGAAUCCCCUUCGUCAUGUUAGGUCAUGGGUUGUAUGGGACUUUUGAAAUGUUGUCCUCCUGGAGAAAAACUAGAGAAGACCAACACGUUAAAGAGAGGACUGCAGCCGUAUUUGCAGACUCCAUGCUCUCGUUUUCUCUCACCACUGCCAUGUACCUGGUCACUUUUGGAAUAGGUGCCAGCCCCUUCACUAACAUUGAAGCAGCCAGGAUUUUCUGCUGCAAUUCCUGUAUUGCAAUUUUCUUCAACUACCUCUAUGUACUCUCCUUUUAUGGUUCCAGCCUGGUGUUUACUGGCUACAUCGAAAACAACUACCAGCAUAGUAUCUUCUGCAGAAAGGUACCAAAGCCAGAGGUAUUGCAAGAGAAGCCUGCAUGGUAUAGGUUUCUUCUGACAGCCAAAUUCAGCGAGGACACGGCAGAUUCAGAGGAAACGAACACUUACGAGAGUCAUCUUUUGGUGUGGUUCCUUAAACGCUAUUAUUGUGACUGGAUAACAAACACUUACGUGAAGCCUUUUGUAGUUCUCUUUUACCUUGUUUAUAUUUCCUUUGCCUUAAUGGGCUACCUGCAGGUCAGUGAAGGGUCAGACCUGAGCAACAUCGUAGCGACCGCGACACGGACCAUUGAGUAUACGACUGCCCAGCAGAAGUAUUUCAGUAACUAUAGCCCGGUGAUUGGGUUCUACAUCUACGAGUCGAUCGAGUACUGGAACACCAGUGUCCAGGAGGACGUGCUGGAGUAUACCAAGGGCUUUGUGAGGAUAUCUUGGUUUGAAAGCUACUUAAAUUACCUGAGGAAACUCAACAUAUCUACUGGAUUGCCCAAGAAAAACUUCACUGAUAUGUUGAGGAACUCCUUCCUGAAGGCCCCUCAGUUUGCCCAUUUUUCAGAGGAUAUCAUCUUUUCCAAGAAAUACAACAACGAAGUCGAUGUCGUGGCCUCCAGGAUGUUCUUGGUGGCCAAGACAAUGGAGACCAAGAGGGAAGAACUUUAUGACCUCCUGGAGACCCUGCGGAAGCUCUCUCUCACCUCCAAGGUGAAAUUCAUUGUUUUCAAUCCAUCGUUUGUGUAUAUGGAUCGUUACGCCUCUUCGGUGGGAGCCCCCUUACAAAACUCCUGCAUUAGUGCUUUAUUUCUGCUCUUCUUCUCUGCAUUCCUGGUGGCAGACUCUCUGAUCAAUGUCUGGCUCACUCUAACUGUUGCCUCAGUUGAGUUUGGAGUUAUAGGUUUUAUGACCUUGUGGAAAGUGGAACUAGAUUGUAUUUCUGUGUUGUGCUUAAUUUACGGAAUUAAUUAUACAAUUGACAACUGUGCUCCACUGUUAUCAACCUUUGUCCUGGGCAAAGAGUUCACAAGAACUAAAUGGGUAAAAAAUGCCCUGGAAGUACAUGGGGUAGCUAUUUUGCAGAGCUACCUCUGCUAUAUCGUUGGUCUGAUUCCUCUUGCAGCUGUGCCUUCAAAUCUGACCCGUACACUGUUCAGGUGCUUGUUUUUAAUAGCAUUAGUCACCUUCUUUCACUGCUUUGCCAUUUUACCUGUGAUACUGACUUUCCUGCCACCGUCCAAGAAGAAGAGGAAAGAGAAGAAGAAUCCUGAAAACCGUGAGGAAAUAGAGUGUGUUGAAAUGGUGGAUAUGGAUAGCACCCGAGUGGUUGACCAAAUUACAACAGUCUAACUUGUUUGUUUGUUGCUUUUUUACACUAGGUCUUACUGAGGGGAAAAA
This is a messenger RNA of Tauraco erythrolophus (red-crested turaco), 2394 nucleotides long. The record is from RefSeq and is a predicted model, not a curated record. NCBI's taxonomy places the organism in Eukaryota, Metazoa, Chordata, Aves, Musophagiformes, Musophagidae.